This is a messenger RNA of Erigeron canadensis, 573 nucleotides long. RefSeq names its product glycine-rich RNA-binding protein 4, mitochondrial-like. NCBI's taxonomy places the organism in Eukaryota, Viridiplantae, Streptophyta, Magnoliopsida, Asterales, Asteraceae. Gene Ontology annotation, molecular function: RNA binding. The record is from RefSeq and is a predicted model, not a curated record. The coding region runs from base 60 to 449 and encodes 129 amino acids. The transcript is spliced from 4 exons.
UUGCAUCCAUAACAAAACAACUGACAGCCCAUUCCAAUAUCUGUUUGUCGAGCAAAAAUAUGAAGAAGACGAGUAUGAUCCACAUUGCCAGACAACUAAUAACGCCAUCGUUAUCAUGUCGGAAUUUCUCUUCUCCUUCCAACAACAAACUAUUCGUUGCAGGCUUGUCAUGGUCAGUGGGUGAAAAAUCAUUGACAGAAGCAUUCUCUUCGUUCGGUGAGGUAUCCGAAGUAAGGAUCAUGUAUGAUAAAGAUAGUGGUAGGUCAAGAGGUUUUGGAUUUGUAAAUUUCUCAAAAGAAGAUGACGCUAGUUUAGCUAAAGACGCUAUGGAUGGGAAGACUUUUUUGGGGCGGCCAUUGAGGGUUAACUUUGCGCUGGAAAAGGUCAAUAGCGAACCUGUAACCACCUGCAAUACUAACAGCAGAACUACUAUUGGUAGGAUCCGCUGAGACAACAUAUUAGCAAGCUACGGGUAUGCAUGUUCUUUAUGGUGUAGGUUAUGAAUUAAUGUUGCCUUGAUUACAGUUGGUCUAUAUUAUAGAUUUAUAUUCAUGUCUUGUUUAAUGCUUCCAA